Oryzias melastigma (Indian medaka) is the source of this 2996-nucleotide messenger RNA. RefSeq names its product guanine nucleotide binding protein (G protein), alpha transducing activity polypeptide 1 (gene gnat1). The record is from RefSeq and is a predicted model, not a curated record. Gene Ontology annotation, cellular component: heterotrimeric G-protein complex. Gene Ontology annotation, biological process: adenylate cyclase-modulating G protein-coupled receptor signaling pathway. The transcript has 10 exons. Lineage: Eukaryota; Metazoa; Chordata; Actinopteri; Beloniformes; Adrianichthyidae. Gene Ontology annotation, molecular function: GTP binding; GTPase activity; G-protein beta/gamma-subunit complex binding. The coding region runs from base 805 to 1857 and encodes 350 amino acids.
AUGUGAUAAAGGAAUAAUACAGGAUUAUGCGGUAUAAUUGGUUGUUCCACACAUUAUGUUGUUGUGGGAUCAGAAACCCAAACAAAAUAAAAGACUUUUUUUCUGUGUCCACACACAUCUCCACUCAUACCGAACAUUCAUGCAUGCAUAAUUGAAAGUGAGAAGAUUAGGAUCCUUAACCAGCUUCAGAUUGAGGUCAAUGAGAUCUGUCUGGUGAAACCACAAAGCUCUUUAAGCACUUCAGAACUCCCCUUUCAGUCUGAGGGAUGUAAUAAGACAAACUCAUUUGUCUUUCUUCACAUUGGGGACAAAAAAGAUAGAAAAUCUAGUUGUUUCUGCACCUGAUCCCAAAAUUAGACUUCUUGAGUUGAUUGAAAAUUAAUAUAAAUUUGACAAAGAACAAAAAGUUAGUUUUGUAAACCCAUAAACAAAAGAUCACACUAAACAAAACAGUUUAAUCCUUUUUCUUGGUUGAAUAGUUUUGGUUUAUCUGUAUGUAAACCCAAACUUUUUUAGCUUUGCACGCUUUCUUUUGAAGGCAUCUUAGACUGACAUCCAGAGAUAAGCACUUGAGCCGAUGUUCAUCUUCCGCUGAGCGCAGCAAAGUACCCUAAAGGUGGGCAGGUGGUGCCCGAAAUCCUCUCCUAAGACAGAAAAUACUCCAGCGUUGGCCAGUGUUUGCUGAGCGCAGUUGACUCAUCGGCUGCGUACGUUGAAGGCAGCGGCCAGGCAGGUGAGCAGCCAGGACCUGCUUCCAUUUUUCCUGACACUUGGCUUUUGAGGAGAAGAGCCGGGAAAAGUAGGAUGGGGGCCGGAGCUAGCGCUGAAGAGAAACGCUCCAGGGAGCUGGAGAAGAAGCUGAAGGAGGAUGCCGACAAGGAUGCGAGAACCGUCAAGCUGCUGCUGCUAGGUGCUGGAGAAUCGGGCAAAAGCACCAUCGUCAAACAGAUGAAAAUUAUCCACAAAGAUGGUUACUCGCUUGAAGAGUGCUUGGAGUUCAUUACUAUCAUCUACAGCAACACCCUUCAGUCCAUCAUGGCCAUCGUGAAAGCCAUGAACACGCUCAAUAUUAACUACGGACACAGUGAUCAGCAGGAUGACGCCAGGAAGCUGAUGCAUCUUGCCGACACCAUUGAGGAAGGCACCAUGCCCAAGGAAAUGUCAGACAUCAUCUUGCGUUUGUGGAAAGACUCCGGCAUCCAGGCCUGCUUCGACAGGGCCUCAGAGUACCAACUCAAUGACUCCGCUGGAUACUACCUGAACGACCUGGAGCGACUGAUCCAACCAGGCUAUGUGCCCACUGAGCAGGAUGUGCUGAGAUCAAGAGUGAAGACCACUGGUAUCAUCGAGACUCAGUUCUCCUUCAAAGAUCUCAACUUCAGGAUGUUCGAUGUGGGAGGCCAGAGGUCAGAGAGAAAGAAGUGGAUUCAUUGUUUUGAAGGUGUGACCUGUAUCAUCUUCAUCGCUGCUUUGAGCGCCUACGACAUGGUGCUGGUGGAGGACGAUGAAGUGAACCGAAUGCACGAGAGUCUGCACUUGUUCAACAGUAUCUGCAAUCACCGCUACUUUGCCGCCACCUCCAUCGUACUUUUCCUCAACAAGAAAGAUGUGUUCAUUGAGAAGAUCAAGAAAGCCCAUCUCAGCAUGUGCUUCCCAGAGUAUGAUGGCCCCAACACUUACGAGGAUGCUGGAAACUACAUUAAAAUGCAGUUCUUGGACCUGAACAUGCGCAGAGACAUCAAAGAAAUCUACUCCCACAUGACCUGUGCCACAGACACAGAGAACGUCAAGUUUGUGUUCGAUGCCGUAACCGACAUCAUCAUCAAAGAAAACCUGAAAGAUUGUGGUCUCUUUUAAGAUCCGACUGACACCACAAGCAGGGUGCUGUCACAGCCCCGCCGCGCUCCACAAGUCCUGCAUCAGUUCAACCCCACAGGAUGGAAGCUGCCCCCUUUCAGAGCAGAUCUAAAAUAAUGCAAAAAGAAAAUAAAUUCGAAACAAUAAUAAAAUUGAAACUGUUGUGCUCAAAGCUAAAUCGUAGCUCUGACAGAAUUUUUCCAGUGCAUUUAUGGAUCAGUCAAGCUAACUUUUCUCAAGCUCAUCUAUGGAGACAUCUAAAGCUUUCGUCAGCGUAAACUUGACAAACGUGCAGUUGUGAAUAGAUAUCCAGCUAAUGUCUAUGUACUCCUGUAAGCAGCAAGUAUACAGCCAAAGAGCAAUCAAGACAGCCUCAUCACCUGCAAAUGCACUUCAGCAUCUUUUAGUCUCCAAAUUGUCACUAGGAAUGGCUUUUCUACACGACUUCUGUAUGUUAUUAUUAAAAAAGCUCACAAAUUGAUCUCUUGAAGAAAGCGUUAGAAAGUUGUUGCAGUAGUUGAAAAGGGCCAAUGUAUAUAACUAAUCAGGUUUUUAUGGGACAGUUUGGUAUUGUGUUGAUCUGUUGAGUUGUAGAUGUAGGCAACUUAAAACUAAAAAUAUGUCUUUCUAUAAACCCUUGAGCAAACUAUCUUGUACAGAAACCAAAGGAAAUGUACCCCUUGACUAAGAUUAUUAAAGCUUGUGUAGAAAACUCAGUACUUUUUCAUUUUUCAUAGACUAAAAGAAGCAACACUGUGUUUUAUUUAUAAAAAAAAAAUAAAAUCUCUCAACCAAGUAGAGCUGGGCGGAUUGAUGAUAUCGAUCUCAAGUUGGUGUUGGAUCGAUAUCAGCCCACAGAUAUAAAUAUUGUCCUUAUACUGUUUUUUUUUAAAACAACCAAUUAAAAAAAAGAGAAAAUUAAAAAAAAAAAAAAAAAACAUUUUCUGCGAUUAAUAAUAAUUUAAAUGUUUUGGUUCAUGUCACAUCCACAGCAUUUAUGAAAAAUAUCGAUAUUGGUAUUGAUAUCGGCAAUAUUAAACAGUAUCAGAUCGAUAUCGGAUCGAUCCCCAAAUGCUCAGUAUCACCCAGCCCUACAACCAGGUCAAACAUUUUACAAUUUAAAAAAAAGAAAAAAAAAA